UUUAUAUUUCCCCUUCCCCCUGCCAUGAUGAAAGGUUUAUUCAGAGGCCUGCGUUGCAUAUUUGAUGCAGAUAAUGAAAAAGAACCAGAAAUUCAGAUUGGUAAUCCAACCGAUGUUAAACAUGUUGCCCACAUUGGGUGCGAUGGUCCUUCCACCCCUGCACCAAGUUGGAUGAACGAGUAUCAAGGUGGUUCCGAGUCUCAAUCUGGUGAAACUGGAUCUAAAGGUAACUUUAUAAUCAGAAAGUGUGUUUUUUUUUUUUGUGUGAUUUUGAAGCCUGUGUUUAUUAUGGAGUUUUGGAAAUUCUAGAUCCUUUGCCAUCCACCGGUGGUCCUUCCCCUAGCCGCCCUGCAAAGACAAAGCAAUCCAGGCGGCAGGCGGCUAGUUCCUCACCAGGGAUGGAGUCACCUAAUAUGAAUCCGAAGCCCAGGAAGAGCAAGAACAUCAAUGUUGAUUCUUCUUCUUCUACAGCCAAUGAAACCAGUAGUCGAACGAGGAGGAUCAAGAACUCAAUCCUUGGAUCAGAGUCACCAGCACAAGAAACGAAUGCGAGAAGGACCAGA
This is a messenger RNA of Cynara cardunculus var. scolymus (artichoke), 563 nucleotides long. RefSeq names its product CRIB domain-containing protein RIC1-like. Lineage: Eukaryota; Viridiplantae; Streptophyta; Magnoliopsida; Asterales; Asteraceae. The record is from RefSeq and is a predicted model, not a curated record. The transcript has 3 exons. Bases 25 to 309 code for a protein of 94 amino acids.